Ilex paraguariensis (yerba mate) is the source of this 336-nucleotide messenger RNA. The record is from the annotation of a GenBank genome assembly. NCBI's taxonomy places the organism in Eukaryota, Viridiplantae, Streptophyta, Magnoliopsida, Aquifoliales, Aquifoliaceae.
AUGCACACACUUUCAGCUGCUAUCUUGGAUAAUAUUUUUAUACAUAAUCAAGCAGCUGAAUUAGAGCUGCACAUUUUCGAGAAGAACCAGAAACAAGCUAUGGAGAAUCAUCAAGACCUAGAAGAUAGUGGAGAAGAAGAAAGCACAAAUCCACUCCUUCCAUCAUCAGAACUUGACCCGGUAUCAAAAAGUGACACGUCUCAAGGGCAAUCAACUCUGAAAUCAUGUUUAGCCUCAGAGUUCCGUUUUCCUAAAAACAAACGAAAACGAGGGCACCGCAGAGCUGGUUCGGGUGGUUGGAGCCGACAAUGCCCAGGUGAACCUGAUAGCCAGUGA